Symbiodinium necroappetens is the source of this 2016-nucleotide messenger RNA. NCBI's taxonomy places the organism in Eukaryota, Dinophyceae, Suessiales, Symbiodiniaceae. The record is from the annotation of a GenBank genome assembly.
AUGGCCGGCAAAGGAAGGUGCUGCCCGGUCACCCUCGACUCUGCUUCGGAUUCCUCGGGGACGACUUGUACAUUUGAUGAAGCCUGCGUUUGUGCCAACUCCUCUCAUGUCAGGGAGCUGGUGAACGUCAGCCUUGAAGGGCAGCCUUGCUAUGCCUGCGAGCCAGAGAGGCUUCCUGCAUGUACUGAGGCAUCCGACCAAUGCACACCAGAAGCCUGCGAGUGCGGCAAUUCCAUGACACAUGUCAGGCAGAAUGCCACCACAGUUGAUGGCGCUCUUUGCUUCUAUUGCGAGCCCCGGAAUGGUUCCUGGCAGUUCGGGCGGAAUGAGGCCAUAGUCGUAGGCAUCCUGAUUCUGAUGCUGGUGCUUUGGAUCUCUGGCCGCCGGCACGCUACAAGCGCGCGUAGCACGCUGCGCCUCCCACGUCGGCAGGGGGAUCGCCACCGAGCCAUCCGUGUUCAGCAGGAGCCGCUGAGGUUCUACGAGGAGAUCUUGCUGACGGUUGGCGACGCCUUUGAUGCCUUGGUGGAUGGCGCAUGGUCGCUGGUCGCCUGGACUUGGACCAAGCGAGGUGAGCCAACGUCCCACAACAUUUACAGUAUCAUAUCGCCCAUAUCGCGGAGCUUCCAUCAGACCUUCCUAGGGAUCUGGCCUUGGUCCUGGCAGCGGCUUGGAGCCCGGCAAGGGCAGCACAACUUGGUAGAGGCCCUACUGAAAAGCCGCGUGGAGGCGAAUGCCGCGGACCCACACGGGGGCAGCGCGUUGCUGCGAGCUGUGGAGUCAGGUGGCGUGCAAGCACGGCCGACGAUUGAAGCGCUGCUGACUGCGAAGGCUAACCCGUGCCAGGACAACGGCGCAGGUGAGUCGGCAUUGGCCUCGGCGUCAUCCAAUGGUCCGGCAGAACUCUUGAAAGCUUUGCUGGCGGCAGCCGUUCACGUUCCCAGCCCCGCAGCCCUGUCAGCAGCCUUGGCUGCUGCCGCUGCGAAGGGGAACCGCGCCACUGCGGAGAUUCUCCUGGAUGCUGGAGCCCCUGCUGCAAAUGCCCCACUCCACAGCUGGGUGGGUCAUGCUGACGUUGGCAUGGUUCGGCACCUUGCCGAGAAGCGUGCGAAUGUAAACCUCGCACAGGGUGAUGAUGGCGAGACGCCGCUCACACGUGCAUCGCGUCUCAGUCCCGAGGAAUCUGCAGAGCAACUUGUGCAACUACUAUGUGACCUCCGUGCAGAUGUCAACCAACCUACCAGUAAGGCCCUCACACCUCUAGCGGCUGCAAGCCGCGCCGGUGCUGCCAAGGUGGUGCGAAGACUUCUGGAAUGCAAAGCAUCCGUGCAACCAGAGGGAUCGUCCAUCUCUCCCCUUGUCGCCGCAUCCACGGCAGGGAGCGUGCUGGCUGCCGGCCUUCUUCUGGAGGCCAAAGCUGUUCCCGAGACGGCGGAUGCGGCCGGCCGCCGACCGCUGGGCUGCGCUGCUGCCACUGGCAACCUCAAGCUGUGCCGUUUGCUUCUGGGGACCAGGGCCGACCCGAACCAGCGCAGCCGUGCAGGCGAAACGUCCCAAGGCCCCGGAGCGGCCGCCCUGGCCAUUGCUGUUUCUGCUGGGCACAAAGCCCUUGUGGAGGAGCUGUUGGCUGCGAGGGCCGAUCCAGAAGAAGUCAGCGAGCGCGGGCAGAGUCCGCUGAUGCUGGCUGCUGCCCUGAGCCGACGCGAUCUCUGUGAAGAGUUGCUGGCGGCAUCUGCUCAGCCCGAUGGCAUCGAUCCGGAGGGGAAGUCGGCUUUGGUGCUGGCCGCGGGCGCAGGUUGCCUCCCGGUAUGCGAGGUCUUGCUCGAAGCUCGUGCAGAUCUCGCGCAGCGUACCGUGGCUGGCGCAUGUGCACUGGAUUCCGCUGCGGCAAACGGCCACCAGGUGCUCUUGGAUGCACGUGCCGAUCUUGCUUCCGUAGGACCUGCCGGACGGACUCCUGCCGAAGUUGCUGACUUCGCAGGGCAUGCUUCCCUGGCAGAAAUGCUGCGAAGAUAA